AUGGACACUUCUUCAAAGGCGUGGCUGCCCCAUCAGGCUCAGUUUGGGUUGGUUGGUCAAGCGGAGGUUUGCUGUGGUCCUCCUGGAGUGUUAACCCCAAACCAAUCUCGCAGGGCAAGUUUUGCCUCUGUAAGACAGUCAAGCAUGGAGACACCUCCCAACACCAACCCACAGCCCUUCAGGCAGCCGAGCUUCCUAAAUCGGAGGCUGAAGGGCUCCAUCAAGAGGGCCAAGAGUCAGCCUAAGUUGGAUCGCACCAGCAGCUUCAAGCAAAUGAUUCUACCACGAUUUCGGAGCGCUGACCAAGAAAGGACGCGCCUGAUGCAGAGCUUCAAAGAGUCACACUCCCAUGAGUCCCUGCUCUCCCCCAGCACCGCGGCAGAGGCCCUGGACCUGGUUCUGGAUGAAGAUGCCGUCAUCAAACCGGUUCAUUCAAGCAUCUUAGGGCAAGAGUACUGCUUUGAGGUGACAACUAAUUCAGGGACGAAAUGCUUUGCCUGCCGCUCGGCUUCAGAACGAGACAAAUGGAUUGAGAAUUUGCAGCGAGCUGUCAAACCCAACAAGGACAACAGUAGAAGGGUGGACAACGUGCUCAAAUUGUGGAUCAUUGAAGCUCGGGAUCUGCCUGCAAAGAAACGCUACUAUUGUGAGCUGUGCUUGGAUGACAUGCUUUACGCGCGCACCACCAGCAAGCCCCGAACAGACACCGUGUUCUGGGGCGAGCAUUUCGAGUUCAACAACCUGCCCACCAUUCGUAGCCUUCGCCUGCACCUGUACAAGGAGACAGACAAGAAAAGACGCAAGGAGAAAAGCACAUACAUUGGCCUGGUCAGCAUCCCCAUCUCCAGCAUCACGGAGCGUCAGUUUGUGGAGCAGUGGUAUCCCGUGAUUCAGUCCAGUGUUCUGGCCAAAAGCGGCGGAGUCGGAAGCACCAAAGUUAUCAACGCCUCCCUCCGCAUCAAGUCCCGUUACCAGACCAUGAACAUCCUGCCCAUGGAGCUGUACAAGGAGUUUGCUGAGUACAUCACCAAUAACUACCGGACACUGUGUGCCGUCCUGGAGCCACUGCUGAGCGUCAAGAGCAAAGAAGAGGUGGCUUUUGCCCUGGUGCACAUCCUCCAGAGCACAGGCAAAACAAAGGAGUUCCUGUCUGACAUGGCCAUGUGUGAAGUUGAUCGAUUCAUGGACCGGGAGCAUCUGAUCUUCAGAGAAAACACGCUCGCGACGAAGGCCGUGGAAGAGUACCUCAAACUGAUAGGUCAUAGAUACCUCAAGGAAGCUAUAGGUGACUUCAUUCGCGCCUUGUACGAGUCUGAAGAGAACUGUGAGGUGGAUCCGAUGCGUGUCCCUCCGUCCGUUUUGGCAGAUCACCAGGCAAACCUGCGCAUGUGCUGUGAGCUGCUCCUCUGCAAAAUCACCAGCUCGCUCUGUAUUUUUCCGCGGGAGUUGAAAGAAGUGUUUGCGUCGUGGAGAGCCAGAUGCGCAGAGAGAGGAAGGGAGGAUCUCGCAGACAGCCUCAUCAGCUCCUCUCUGUUCCUUCGCUUCAUGUGCCCCGCCAUCAUGUCCCCCUCGCUCUUCAAUCUGAUGCAGGAGUACCCCGCCGAGCGCACGUCCCGGACCCUCACCCUCAUCGCCAAAGUCAUACAGAACCUGGCCAGCUUCAGCAAGUUCGGCCCCAAAGAGGAGUACAUGUAUUUCAUGAAUGAGUUCCUGGAGAUGGAGUGGAGGUCGAUGCAGGAGUUUCUGUACGAGAUCUCAAACCUGGACACCGGGGGGAACGCGGGCGGCUUCGAAGGCUACAUCGACCUGGGACGAGAGCUGUCCAUGCUCCACAGUUUACUCUGGGAGGUCAUGAGGCAGCUCAGCAAGGAUGCUAUUCUUAAACUUGGGCCCUUACCUCGGCUGCUGAAUGACAUAAGCGUUGCCCUGAGGAACCCCCAGCUCCACAUGCCGACCAAUCACCAACCAGAAAGACCUAAGGACCGCCUCUUCUCCAGACCCUCGUUCAACCGCCUCAUGUCGUCUGACUUCCAAAGCCUUAUGAUGAGAGAUCUCAACAGUUCCAUAGACAUCUCUCGUUUACCCUCUCCCACGGGGGGCGUUUCAGCUGUGGAGUCUCUGUCCAAUAACCUGAACAUGAGGCGCCACGCUGAGCGGGACCUGCGCCAGUCUCGAGAAGUGUUCUACGUGACCCGCCCCCCCCUCGCCCGCUCCAGCCCCGCCUACUGCACCAGCAGCUCAGACAUUACUGAACCAGACCCUAAGGUGCACAGUGUGAACAAGAGUGUGUCCAUGAUGGAUCUACAGGACUCUCGCAUGAACAGCAUCUCAAACCUAAACUCUGUGGGGGACAUGCUCACCUCCUCCCAAGCAUCUAUCGCCGGUCUUGGUCACAGCUUUGGGAACCUGGGCGCCCCCCUGAGGAUGGGAGGUCACCUGGGUGGGGGCUCUGCAGGCUCCGCUCUGCGCUUGAGCCAGAUGGGACACAUAGGGGGUCCCACCGAGUCCCUGUCCCAGCAGCAGCAGCAGGCUGCAGCAGCCAUGAACUUCCCCCUGUCUUUCCAAAACCCUCUGUUCCAUCUGGCGGCUCAGAACUCGCCCGCUCAAUCCCAGGCCCCGCCCCCUCUGCUCCUCGCCCCGGAGACGGAGAACGGUCACCACGACUACGCGCCGGCGUUUGGCAACAGCGCCUUCUCCCGCAGCGAAGACCUGUCGGCGCUGCGCUCUCAGAACAGCCUGGUGCAGCCGAGCAUCGUGCACUCACACAGCUACAGUGAUGAUUUCACUCGGCAGAAUCAGAGCAAUGACUACGGCUGGCACCAGCUGUCACUACAGGUGCAGGAGUCUCUGCAGCAGCAGCAUCUGAUGGGUGUCACCGCACAGACCGCUACAGGCACAGGGACCCCCGCCUCUUUAGCUACGCCCCCCACCACAGUGCACCCAGUCCGGCAGUCCUCCCUCGCUCAGCACCUCAAAUCUCAACGCUCCAUCAACAACCCCGCCACGGCUACCCCGCCCAAGACUCGUCCCCAAAGCCGAAACAUUCUCCUGGACUCCAGCGAGCCCAGCUUCAGCGGCAGUGGGCCCCGAACACGCCAUAACCAGGUGCCACCCCAACAAUCCCAACCUCAGCCAGCGCCUCCUCAGCCGCAGCAGGACGGGCAGGUCACGGUCACCGACAGCCCCGCCCCUGGACUCCCCUAUCAGAAUAGCUCCGCCAAAGAGCCCCAGGGACCACCAGCCGCUGCAGAGGAGUCUACUGACACCCCCACCAAAAGCACCAAGAAGUCUCAGCCAGCCCAACUGCAACCUCCACAACCGCAUCUGCUCAAACCUGUCUCAAAUAAACAGUCCAAUUUGACCACCAUGAACGAGCGUACGGUGGCCUGGGUGUCCAAUAUGCCUCACCUGUCUGCGGACAUCGAGAGCCUGAGACCGGACCGUGAGGGGCAGCUGAAAGAGUACUCCAAAAGUAUGGACGAAUCCAGGCUCGACCGGGUAAAAGAAUAUGAAGAGGAAAUCCACUCAUUGAAGGAGCGUCUGAAGAUGUCCCACCGAAAGCUGGAGGAGUACGAGCAGCGGCUGCUGUCCCAGGAGCAGCAGACCAAUAAGAUCCUGCAGCAGUAUCAGAACAGACUGGAGGACAGUGAGAGGCGCCUCAAACAGCAGCAGUUAGAGAAGGACUCACAAAUCAAAGGCAUCAUCAGCAGACUCAUGGCUGUGGAGGAUGAGCUGAGAGUGGGUGCCAUUCCUGAUAUUAAGCCUCGAUUCCUCACAGACCAGUCUAUCAGCCAGGGCUAUGGAUCCUGA
Molecule: messenger RNA, 3810 nt
Organism: Boleophthalmus pectinirostris (great blue-spotted mudskipper)
Lineage: Eukaryota; Metazoa; Chordata; Actinopteri; Gobiiformes; Gobiidae
Product: ras/Rap GTPase-activating protein SynGAP-like
Biological process (GO): regulation of GTPase activity
Source: RefSeq, a predicted model, not a curated record